Messenger RNA from Melanaphis sacchari, 2134 nucleotides. Its product is annotated as alkaline phosphatase-like. The record is from RefSeq and is a predicted model, not a curated record. Gene Ontology annotation, molecular function: alkaline phosphatase activity. Gene Ontology annotation, biological process: dephosphorylation. Bases 66 to 1730 code for a protein of 554 amino acids. The transcript is spliced from 7 exons. NCBI's taxonomy places the organism in Eukaryota, Metazoa, Arthropoda, Insecta, Hemiptera, Aphididae.
ACUAGGUAUAGGCUAUGUAAGCAUAUUAGUAUUCAUCGGUCGGCGGUCCCGUACUCUGUUUCACAAUGCUCCACACCAGCUCGCUGUAUGUGACAUGGAUAACGUUUGUGUGCUGUUUGUUCUUCGUCAUAACAUACAACAGUCGUAAUGUAUGCUGCUCGCAUGCCGCCAACGCAAAAGUUUACACGGAACAAGAUAAACAGUACUGGAUCGAAAAUGGUAAGACGAAGGUGGCCGAAAAAUUCAAGUAUGUGAAUAAAAAAGGCGUCGCCAAAAAUAUAAUCAUGUUUCUGGGUGAUGGUAUGUCAGUGACGACGUUGGUGGCUUCGCGUAUCUAUAAAGGUCAAAUGGAAAAACGUUCCGGCGAGAAUGAAUACUUGAGUUUCGAGAAAUUCCCAUUUGUCGGCAUGUCAAAGACCUACUGCGUGGACAAACAAGUAUCCGACUCGGCAUGCACGGCCACCGCUUACUUGUCAGGUGUGAAAGCCAACUAUGAAACGAUCGGGUUGUCGGCCUCAGUGAAGCUGAACGACUGUCCCGGGUCUAAAGCGCCCGGAAACCAGACACAGUCUAUAGCCGAAUGGUCGAUGGCUAAGGGUAAAGCCAUCGGAUUGGUGACUACUACCCGUGUAACGCACGCAUCCCCGGCCGGGCUAUAUGCACACACGGCGAACCGAGACUGGGAGUCGGAUGUCGAAUUGGCAAAGGCGGCGAAACUGACAGAUGUGACGCAGUGCGAGGACAUAGCCAAACAGCUAAUAACCAAAAGCCCCGGGAUUGACAUAAAGGUGAUACUGGGUGGAGGUCGUAACAUGUUUUUCCUUAAUGAUACAGUUCAUAAUGGAUCAAGAAUUGAUAUGGAUCUCGUACAAUUUUGGAAGAAAGAUAAGGAAAAACGUUUUGGAAACGGUAAAUCGGCAUACGUUGAAAACAGAGAACAACUAUUAAGUGUUGACCCUUCUAAAACCGAUUAUUUAUUGGGACUUUUCGAGAAACGUCAUAUGAAAUAUCGUUUGAAAGCGGACGCUAAUAUACAACCUACUUUGACCGAAAUGACUAAAAAAGCCAUAGAUAUUUUGAAGAAAGAAAAAAACGGAUUUUUCCUGUUUGUUGAGGGUGGACUUAUCGAUGCUGCGCAUCACGAAACAAUUGCCAGGUUAGCUUUGGAUGAAACUGUUGAGUUCUCCAAAGCCGUUCAACAAGCUGUCGACAUGACCAGCGAAGACGACACACUAAUCGUCGUUACUUCUGAUCAUUCACAUACCAUGACAAUGGCAGGUUAUCCGGACAGGGGCAACGAUAUUUUGAGUUUUUCGGGGUUACUUGGGCUUGAUAAUUUGCCAUUUACUACACUCAGCUAUGCCAAUGGUCCAGAAAAUCUACAGCCCGAUGUGAAUUGCGCCCGCCGGGAUUUAUCCAAGGCUGAUACAAAUGAUCUGUCGUUUACGUAUCCAAAGCUGGUGCCAUUACGAAUCGAAACCCACGGAGGUGACGACGUGAUGGUAUUCGCUCGAGGUCCCUGGGCCCAUCUGUUCUCUGGCAAUUAUGAACAGAACCUAAUACCUCUGACAAUGGGAUUUGCGGCUGGCGUGGGACCGGCUUCCAAUCUGGAGGGUAGUCCAGCCGCGUUCACAUCUACUGGACUUAGCACCGUUGCUACCUCGUCACCACUUGCUAUAUUCACUAGUACCCUACUAACGACAACCGUUUUCUGGCGUGUUUUUUUAUAGUCCACACUUGAAACAACUAUUUUUCAAUUAAAAUUUUAAUUUUUAAUUUUUUUUUUUUCAUAUGUUUAACAUAAUAAAUAUUUUAAAUACCUCUAUUUACUAUGUGAUGGUGAAAUUACAAUUUUUACUUUUAAUUUGUAUCAAAAAAAACCUUGAGAGUUUUACCAUCAGCUUAUUUUCAACAUUAUUUUUUUAAAGUUUUAUUCGAUUUUUAUGUUAUAUUAAUUAAUCGUCAUUCCACUCAUUUAUUUAUUAAUUUUUUUACUAUCUCAAAUUUAUUUUUUGUUUUGCCAUAGUAAAUACAGACAUUUUAUUGAUCUUUGACCGUGCCUAAAUAUUCAGUGUGCGCGAUAACUUUAACAAGCUUUGUGUGUGGAAUAUUAUAUAGUACAAUAAUAUUAUUA